GCCGUUGUUUAGUAACGCAAACCGGACAGUUCGGGUACGUCGUUGGUACGUGUUCGCGGUUGUCGUCGUCGUCGUCGUCGUGUAGACACACCACUGCCUUUUUUUUCUUUUUUACCGGUUUACGGCUGUCGAUCACGAUUCGCCGGACGAGUGUUAUUCUCUCGUUCAUCGUUUUCGCGUAAAUAAUUCGAUUUUAAUAAAUAUUGAACAAUAUUUAACCGUCGUCGCGCCUUUAUACUGGUACCCAAAUCAUCGGUCCGCGUCAGAUUCGUAUCGAUUUUUAUAACUGUAUCACAUCCAUUAACUUUGCAACUUUACGACAGUAUCUACACGGCGACCGGCAGAUCACAAUCUUCGUCACACGGACACGCCGCCGCACCAGCAGCAGCCGUCCCCGCUAGUUCACGUCGAAUCCGCGUGUGUCCAGUUAUAAUCACCUCUCAAACCUUCUCAUUCAGAUCAAGGACGCAACACAAUGAGUACUACCAGGAGACAAAGCAAAGAGAAAAUUGAAGAAUCAUGUUUUCGUCAUAAUUUGCUUACUAUAUUGACAAUAGCUUCCGUAGCUGGUGGUGUGGUCUUAGGAUUUAUUUUAAAAGGAUCUAAAUCAGAAUGGACAAAACGCGAAAUAACGUACGUGCAAUUUCCCGGCGAUAUUUUCCUCCGUAUGUUGAAAAUGUUGAUUGUUCCUUUACUGGUAUCGUCUAUUGUAUCGGCUAUCGGAUCGUUGGAUUUAUCUUUGUCUAAGAAAAUUGGGUUCCAAUCAAUUGCUUAUUAUGCAGCGACCACGUCAAUGGCAGUUUUGCAAGGUAUAUUUUGGGUGAUGCUGAUACAUCCCGGUAAAAUUAUGAGCAAGGAAGAGCAAACCGCGAGCAUCCACCAAGAAACUAGACCAAUCACUACUGUCGACACUAUAUUAGACUUAAUAAGAAAUAUAUUUCCGGCCAAUCUUGUUGAAGCAACAAUAUCGACUUACCGAACAGUACUUAUUCCGCCUAGACCUCUAUCGAACUCUGCAGUUAAUGCUACUGAUAUGACAUUAUGGGAAAUAAAAUCAGAAAUGGUUGAAGGAUCUAACGUUCUUGGAUUAGUCGCAUUUUCUGUAGCUUUUGGUAUAUGCAUUGGAAAAUUGGGACCCAUGGGAAAGCCACUUUUAAACUUUUUCGAUAGUUUGGGUGAAGCAGUGAUGUUAAUGACCAACUGGGUGAUCUGGUUAUCGCCAAUGGGUGUGCUCUUUUUAGUAGCAUCUAAAGUAUUGGAAUUGGACGACUUUGGCGUGAUUGUUGGUAGAUUGGGAAUGUAUUUCUUGACAGUAGUACUUGGUUUGUUCGUUCAUGGAUUUGUUCUAUUACCACUUAUGUACAGUUUAUUCACACGUCAAUUGCCAUUCCAAUUCACAAUGAACAUGGGUCAAGCUAUUAUAACAGCAUUCGGAACAGCUUCCAGUUCUGCAUCCCUACCAAUUUCAAUGGCCUGUCUAGAAGAAAACAAUAAAAUUGAUGUUAGAGUUUCACGGUUUGUUAUGCCUAUUGGAGCAACAAUCAACAUGGAUGGUACCGCCUUAUAUGAAGCAGUGGCGGCAAUUUUUAUUGCUCAAUUGAAAGGCAUACAAUUAAGCUUUGGUCAAAUUGCAGCUGUCAGUGUAACUGCUACUAUGGCAUCUAUUGGAGCAGCUGGAAUUCCUCAAGCCGGAUUAGUUACAAUGGUGAUGGUUUUGGACACAUUAGGACUACCAGCAGAUGAUGUGUCAUUGAUCAUUGCUGUCGAUUGGUUGUUGGACCGAUUCCGAACCACUGUGAAUGUACUUGGAGACGCUUAUGGUGCCGGAAUUGUAGCAAAAUUGGCAGAAAACGAUUUGGAAAUUAUGGCGUCCAACGGAACCGUGGAAGCAGGAAAGGUGCCCAAUGAUGAAUGGCACACAACAUCUAUGUAGACACAAUCAGCCAUUUUUAUUUUCGUUUUGUGACUAUAUUUUCUAAUUUCCGUUCUAUUUUAGAACAUUUAAACUUAAUCUUAAUAAGAGUGUACCAAUGUACCAUCAUUUUUAUUAUUAACCAGAUAUUAUAUUGUUUUGUUUAUUGUUUUAACGAAAUAAAAUCAAAUUAGUUUUAGACAUAAA
Messenger RNA from Aphis gossypii (cotton aphid), 2119 nucleotides. RefSeq names its product excitatory amino acid transporter 1 (gene Eaat1). The record is from RefSeq and is a predicted model, not a curated record. Gene Ontology annotation, cellular component: plasma membrane. Bases 476 to 1933 code for a protein of 485 amino acids. Lineage: Eukaryota; Metazoa; Arthropoda; Insecta; Hemiptera; Aphididae. Gene Ontology annotation, molecular function: neutral L-amino acid transmembrane transporter activity; L-glutamate transmembrane transporter activity; glutamate:sodium symporter activity. Gene Ontology annotation, biological process: L-glutamate transmembrane transport. The transcript has 10 exons.